GCCUUCUUGCCCUGUCAUCCGCCACCCGACCUUUACGAUUUCGAUAAACCCAGGAGGAAUAUCACGACUGACGACAUCAUCCUCAUGCCAGCGUCUUUGAUAGAGCGGCCAAGACGGAUUACGGAGAUAGCCGUCUCGGCCAUGCUGGCUGCGGCUGGAAUGGUCGUAUUUAAGAUCCCGCAGGCGCUCUUCGAACUUUUGGGCAAGAUUUCUUUGUAUUCAUUUGUCUUAACUUUCCACCUGGCCUUCGUGAUCUACCACAGUACUAAACCAUCGGGUGACGACGCAAGAGGAUCUCGUAAGCCCGAGGAGCCAGCAGUGUCAACUCGCGAUUAUCGUUUCUCGUCGAUCAGGCUCCCGAGUAGUGCUCUUGGCGAAUUCGUCUCUUCCAACAAUGAGGGAGAUACCCCCUUUAUCGCUAACAUCCCCUAUCCACGUUCGAGAAGUUCGACUACCUCUUCCGAGAUUGCGAGGCACUCUUCGAGCAACACCUCUGUGGUAACGCUUGUCGAAACUGAUCCGUCGAAGGAAGCCGUAGAUGCCUACCCGACAACACUAACCCCCACUAGAAAGCAUGGCACCAUCUUUCCCGAUAGUGAAUGGGCCACCAUGAAUGCUACGCAGAUUCGCAGGAUUCGUCGGGCGGUAAAGCGCGUUAAAUACAAAGCAGAACACCAGCCGCCAUCCAGAGAUGUCAGAAGCAAGACAAAGAAGAAAGACAAAGAUGUCAUGGAAAACGACCGGGGACACGAACAGGAAAUCAGCAAGGAAGACGAACAAGACGAUGUCAAAGAAAGCCUUCUGAAGGACGACAAAGAUGACCAGAAAUACGUCGAGAGUUACGAUGAGGAUGCUAAGGACGACGACGAAGGCCUCAUGAAUGACGUUCCAGUGCACGAUAAGGAAGACGGCACGGAAGACGACGAUGAAGGCCUGGAAGGCCUUAUGGGUGACGUUCCAGUGCACGACAAGGAAGACGACACAGAAGACGACGAUGAACUUGAAGGCCUGGAAGGCCUCAUUGAUGACGUUUUAGUGCACGACAAAGGCAUCGAGGAAGAUAUUAUGAAACAAGAUGACGGAGGCGUCGAGGAACAAUUCGAGGGAGAGAACGAAGACAUGAAAGAAAAAGUCACAGAGGACGGCAACGUAUGCUUGGAGGAAAAUUUUAUGGAAGACGAUAAGAGCGGCGAAGAAGACAUGACGAAGAUCAUCAACGAAGGAGUCGAGGACAAUGCUGUGGUAUACGACAGCGAAGGUGUCGAUGAAGGUGUCAAAGAAUGCGAAUACGAAUGCAUCCAAGAUGACGUCCUAGAGGAGCAUAACGAGGUUGUCAUUGAUGGAGAUGACAACGAAGGUCAUACGAAAACCGCAGCAGAUGGCGCAUGCAAAUCCAUACAUUCAACGUACCACCGUGAUCUGCGUCAGCGGAACGACGUCAUCAUGAUUCCCUCGCUCAUCAAGGGCUGGCCCCCGGUCUUGCUAUCAGAACCCAUCAUGAAUGGGCUGGACCCUAUCGAUUUCAAGAUCAUGCAGUUGGAAUGCGAAUAUCACCUAUCCCGCGAGGAACCGCACAACGGCCGCUACGUUUGACGUAGAGUAUAAGAUCCUAUCGGUACCCUCGAACAUGCUGGAGAAGAUACGAUCGAAGUAGAUCUACGUUGAUGCCUAUUUAUUUGCGAAAUGUAUUUCUUGACGUAUAGUUGAUAUUUCCUUCUCCGAUCGAGCCUGUACAGUAUUCGCAGGAGAGCUGUCUCCGAGAUUGCACUUCUGUCGGUACAUUCGCCAUUGGGGUAUCUAAAAAAAGAGCUUCCUGCUCAACCUCUGUACGUCGCAACUUAAGAGAAUCAUUGCCAACAAACAAUCAUGGGUCUCGUGGUAGAUGAUCCGCACUAGUGGGCUCU
This is a messenger RNA of Suillus fuscotomentosus, 1904 nucleotides long. RefSeq lists its product as uncharacterized. The transcript is spliced from 3 exons. The record is from RefSeq and is a predicted model, not a curated record. The coding region runs from base 85 to 1593 and encodes 502 amino acids. NCBI's taxonomy places the organism in Eukaryota, Fungi, Basidiomycota, Agaricomycetes, Boletales, Suillaceae.